AUGGAGUCGACCUCUGCGCCACCGCAGCACCCAUAUGGCGCCCACGAAGCCAAUAAUAGCAUGAGCAGUGUGUCGAGUGCCUCCAGAUAUGACUCGCAAGAGCAAAGCGAUGGUCUGAAACCCAGAGGUACUGGAUCAGCUUCUGCUGGGCCAUCGCCUAAUGUCGCUCAGGGACGGUCAAACCCCGUAGGCGGGCCUUCCAAUGGUCCUUCAACACAUCUAUCUGGCCUCAUGUGCAAUGUUCACCGAACGACUGGCCGUGAGCCCCAUGCCCUAGUCGGAGCUACAACUACCAUUCUGGGCGACAAGCUCUAUGUGUUUGGAGGCCGGAUCUUGUCUAGAAGUCGACCUGCUCCUCUGACAUCGGAUAUGUACGAGUUGGAUCUCAUUCGUCGACACUGGACCAAGCUGGAAACAACAGGCGACGUUCCACCACCUCGAUACUUUCACUCCAUGUGCGCUUUGGGUGACACCAAGAUGGUUUGUUACGGUGGCAUGUCACCCGCCCCUAAUCAACCUCCUGGUGGCGACCAACAGCAACCCGAAAUCACUGUCAUGUCUGAUAUCUAUAUCUACGACGUCAAUACCAGAGCCUGGACCUUUAUUCCGACACAAGACCCUCCUCAGGGCCGUUACGCCCAUUGCGCCUGUAUCCUCCCUUCAUCCGCCACCUUUUCUUCGCACCGCGCUCCUCUUUCUGCUCUGCAACAUAAUCCUUCGACUAGCAACCCUAACGAGGGCCGAAUCGGCAUUAAUAUUGAUGGUUCAGGUGGUGCAGAAAUGGUCAUUGUUGGUGGACAGGAUGGCAGGAACAACUACAUUGAGCAGAUCAGUGUCUUCAACUUGCGAAGCCUGAAAUGGACCUCCACACAGCCUUUGGACAGAAGCUGGGGUGCGUAUAGGAGUGUGACCGCCCCUCUUCCACCUUCAGUGGCUUCCAAGCUUGGCCGACGACAAUCGAACGGCAUACAUCGCCAUGAUGGAGGUAUCAGUCAAGAAGCUCGGGAACCAGGCGCUUCGAUGUUGAUUUACUGCAAUUACAACUUCUUGGACGUCAAGCUCGAGCUACAAAUCCGGGCACCAGACGGUACGCUCACGGAGAGACCGAUGUCGGGCAACUAUUCACCCCCAGGAUUGCGAUUCCCGAACGGCGGAGUUAUCGAUACCCAUUUCGUCGUCAGCGGCACGUACCUUACCUCGUCUCGACAAGAGUAUGCGCUCUGGGCUCUGGAUCUGCGCACCUUGACAUGGAGCCGUAUCGACGCCGGAGGAAGCGUGUUCAGCCAGGGCAGUUGGAAUCGUGGAGUUUUAUGGAACCGCCGAAACACAUUUGUGAUCUUGGGCAACAGGAAAAGGAGCCUCGUCGAUGACUAUAAUCAUCGACGUAUCAACUUUUCCAACGUGUGUAUGGUCGAGUUGGAAGCAUUCGGCUUUUACGACAAUCCCCGCAAGACAAGUCCGCUUUCAGGUUUCAUCUCAGCCAGCAGCCCUUAUGCUGGGCCUGGUCUGAGUUUGGCGCGCAAAGCUGGAUACACAGCGGGUGGACGAUAUCACUCAAGGGCGAGCGAGGAGCUUGGUGAGAAGUCAUUCGCCAUGCGCGAGCUUGCCGAUAUGGAUAUUCUAUGCAUUGGUGGCGAGCGCAUUCCAGUCAACUCGAGAAUUGUCGGACGGCGAUGGGGACCUUACUUUGUGCAGCUUCUUCGCGAAGGAACGGCGACACAGGAUGGAAGCGAUGCCAUUACCCUUAGAUCUGGUCUAUCUAGCAACCCUCUACGCGCGUCGGCUAUUACAAUCACACCAAACUCGAGGGUGGCAGAUAGCUCAUCUUCUAUGGUCAGCACUGUUGGCUCAUCACUGAGCUCUUCUGGUGCCCCUUCAAGCACCGCAGCAUCAAGCAUUACCACAGGCGCCAUGGGCCAUGAGGCCAAUCCGACGAACAUCAACGCGGCGCCUACACCUCACUCACUACCACCAAACUCACGACCGAGAUGUCUUUACCUCCCACACACAUACCUUACGAUCCAGGCGCUGCUUCAUUUCCUCUACACCAGCUCUCUACCCCCUCCGACAUCUCCUCUUUGCACCCCACAGAUUCUUUGCUCGCUACUCCAGAUCGCCCGGCCAUACCGCAUAGAUGGACUCUUGGAGGCUGUAGUUGAGCGACUUCACGCCUUGCUCGACAGUCGCAACGCUGCGGCUGUUUUCAACGCUACAGCCAUGGCAGCUGGCGGUGGCCGAGGCAUUGAUGGAUCUCUCAACCCUAAUUUCUUUGUUGGAAAUUUAGAUCCUGUUGGCUCGCCUACUGCCACCUCUGACUUUUCUCUGGGACACACGCCUGGUGACAGCUUCUCAUCAGAUAUACAGACUCGAACUGAGGGUCUCACUCUCAACACCAAUGUGCAACAAUUGAGUCGACCCUCCAGCGAUGAGCUGUCUGCUACAACAAGUCAGAGCGGAUCAGAAUGGAGUUCAUCAGAGAUCGGUGGUAGUGAACGCGACAACUUUGUAUGGAACGGUGAACUAAGCAGUGUAAUUGGCCUACAGAAGCGAGGUCUUCGAGGCUUGAUGGAGGGCAGGAGGAUGAGGGAACGAACAGGCACAGCAGCUGGUGGAAACGGCAUGGGACCAAGCUACACAGGUGGACAGGGCCAACAGCGUGUUGGUCUAGGAAUAGCAGGAUCAUAA
Molecule: messenger RNA, 2685 nt
Organism: Fusarium redolens
Lineage: Eukaryota; Fungi; Ascomycota; Sordariomycetes; Hypocreales; Nectriaceae
Exons: 1
Coding region: 1-2685 (894 amino acids)
Biological process (GO): cell redox homeostasis
Cellular component (GO): cytosol; mitochondrion
Molecular function (GO): protein binding
Source: RefSeq, a predicted model, not a curated record